GAUUUCCAGGACACCUAGGAUUGUUACACAGAGAAACUCUAUCUGGAAACAGCAAAACAAAAAAGAAGAAAAAAAGAUGACCUUGAGAUGGGAGGCCUUUGCCUUCAUAGUCUUCUUUGUCUAUCUGCAGGCCUGUCUGUUGGACUACAUGUUGAUAUGUGCCUAUAUGCUAGACUACAUGUUGAUAUGUGCCUGUGUGCUAGACUACAUGUUGAUUUGUGCCUGUGUGUUAGACUACAUGUUAAUGUGUGCCCAUGUGCUAGCCUACAUGUUGAUGUGUGCCCAUGUGCUAGCCUACAUGUUGAUGUGUGCCCAUGUGCUAGCCUACAUGUUGAUAUGUGCCUGGGUGUUUGUUAGUGUCUGUCUGCUUCACAGCCUGUGUGCUGCUGAAUAAAGUAUGUCUUAUCCACCUAUGGUUCCUCAUGUUCUCUUCAAUAUCUCAGCCUCCUAUGUCCCGACUCUUUUCCUGGUAUUUGAGCUUAGACCUCGACCGUCUCAGCCCUGGACAUGAAUCCUCAAAAUCUGAGCUGGGGGUGCUGAAUUGUAAACUCCUCAGCAAGGAGCUCUACUCAUCCCCAGUACAGACUAGGAGUUUAUGAACGUCAAGUCCCCUUCCUCUUUUCUUCCUCCCUCCCUUCCUUUCUUUCUUCCUUCUUUCAGCUUUCUCUCAUUCUCCUCUGUCUUCUUCCUCCACUCCCCUCCUCUAUCUCUUUCUCCACCCCUUCCUUUCUUGCUUCUUUGCCUGACACCACACCAAUAAAUGGGUGUGAAUAAAAACAGAUGUUGGGCCUGAAUGUGCCAUCUUGAACCUGCAAUUAGGAUGUAUCCUCUAAGGUGUGGUAAAGAACUAAUUGGUUGAUGUGUGUAGAAUGCCAGGACAUUCUUGAAUAAAUCCCUAUAUGAGUUCAAAGUAUUUGUAAUUAUUAUUAUUAUUACUGUAAUUUAUGAGAUUUAGCUGUAAAUCUCAUAAUAAGGUGAGGUCAACACUUUUAAAAAGAGGAAGCAAGAUGAGACCCUAUAUAAAGUGCCGUGUCCUCACUGAUUCCAAGAAGAAGAGCUGACUGAAGACAGUAUUUCAGGUGCCUUAGAACCACCUACUCAACAUGUCUCCACUGUGGCCGCUUCUGGGCCUUCUGGCCUUGACGGUUUCCUCUGAAAGCAGCAAUUGGGGAUGCUAUGGAAACAUCCGUACCCUGAACACCCCAGGAGCAUCUUGCGUGAUUGGAAGACGCCAUGGCCUGCCUUACUGUGGAGUCCGUGCCUCUGAAAGGCUGGCUGAAAUAGACAGGCCAUAUCUUCUGAGAUAUCAACCCACGAUGAGAAUUGUUGGCCGGAAAUACUGUAUGGAUCCUGCAGUGAUCGCUGGUGUCUUGUCAAGGGAGUCUCAGGGUGGCAAUUUUGUGGUCGACAUGGACAAUGUGGGCAAUGGAAUUGGGGUGAUACAGGACCCAAACUUUUACCCUCCCACAUCCUGGAAGAGUGAUUCCUGGGUUUCCCAGAAAACUGAGAUUCUGACAUCUAAAAUCAAAGAAAUACAGACUAGGUUUCCAACCUGGACCCCCGACCAGUACCUGAGAGGUGGUCUCUGUGCCUACAGUAUGGGUCCUAGCUUUGUCCGAAGCAACCAGGAUCUGAACUGUGACUUCUGCAAUGACGUCCUUGCACGAGCCAAAUACUUCAAGAACCACGGCUUCUAGCACCUCAGAUGAAACUCAAGUUCAUUAUCGCACAGGAGGCUCACCUAUUCCUCUGAUUUGGCUAGCGGGUGGAGACUGCAACCUCGAAUCUGAGUUGGAUCUGAAAGCUGUCAAAAUAUCAUGAAUUAUAUUAAAGGAAAAGUCACUAUCUCCACUA
Messenger RNA from Mesocricetus auratus (golden hamster), 1854 nucleotides. It is a transcript of the gene Lyg1, whose product is annotated as lysozyme g1. Gene Ontology annotation, cellular component: extracellular region. The record is from RefSeq and is a predicted model, not a curated record. The transcript is spliced from 6 exons. Gene Ontology annotation, molecular function: lysozyme activity. Bases 1104 to 1697 code for a protein of 197 amino acids. Gene Ontology annotation, biological process: peptidoglycan catabolic process; defense response to Gram-positive bacterium. Lineage: Eukaryota; Metazoa; Chordata; Mammalia; Rodentia; Cricetidae.